Messenger RNA from Synchiropus splendidus (mandarinfish), 1869 nucleotides. Its product is annotated as cytochrome P450 3A40-like. Bases 5 to 1636 code for a protein of 543 amino acids. The record is from RefSeq and is a predicted model, not a curated record. The transcript has 13 exons. Gene Ontology annotation, molecular function: oxidoreductase activity, acting on paired donors, with incorporation or reduction of molecular oxygen; heme binding; steroid hydroxylase activity. NCBI's taxonomy places the organism in Eukaryota, Metazoa, Chordata, Actinopteri, Syngnathiformes, Callionymidae.
AUGAAUGCUUGUUUGUGUGUUUCGUCCUCUCCCCCCUCCUGGUGUUCCCCUGUGGGUCGGGCUCCGCCCCGCCCUCCAGGCUGCAGCCAGACUACCUGGGUCCACUUCCUGGAGCGACAGUUCGGACCGCACUGCCGCCGUCAUGUUCCUCCUGAGCUGCUUCUCAGCCUCCACCUGGACCUUGCUGGCGCUUCUCCUCACUCUGCUGCUCGUGUACGGAGUUUGGCCCUAUCGUUUUUUCAAGAAGCUGGGAAUCCCGGGGCCCAGGCCGCUGCCUUUCAUCGGCACCAUGAUGGCCUUGCGAAAGGGGAUUCCCGCCCUUGACAAGGAAUGCUACGACAAGUAUGGCGACUACUGGGGGCUGUACGACGGCAGGAGCCCCACUCUGAUCGUUGCCGACCCGGAGAUGAUCAAAACAGUGUUGCUGAAGGAGUGUUACAGCGUCUUCACCAACCGCCGGGAGACGUUCAUCUCGGGGCCGAUGGACGACGCCAUCACCAACGUCAAAGACGACCACUGGAAAAGGAUCCGCAGCACGUUGUCUCCAUGUUUCACCAGCGGGAAGCUCAAGCAGAUGUUCCCGCUCAUCACUCGCUAUUCCGACCGACUCGUCCAGAGUCUGGACAAGAAGGACCUGGACUCCGUGGAUGUCAAACAGCUGAUGGCCCCGUACAGUCUGGACGUCGUGACCAGUGCGUCCUUCGGCGUGGAGUCCGACGCCAUCAACAACCCAGACUCUCCACUCGUGGUGCACCUCAAGAAGAUGCUCAACUUCAAGGCGUGGCCUUUAUUCAUCCUCUUCGCCUUCCCUCUUGCUGAACGUCUGCUGAGGUUCCUCCACCUGGACUUCAUGAACAUGGAAAGUAUGAACUUUUUCUAUGACAUCAUCAAGAAGUUCAAGCAGGAGCACCACGCCGGCGACUCUAGACGCGCCGACUUCCUUCAGGUCAUGAUGGAGAGUGAGAUUCCUGAGUCCAGCGUCAAGGGCCAGCAGGAACAGCCUAGCAAAGGUCUGACCGAGCACGAGAUCCUGUCUCAGGCCUUCAUCUUCAUCUUCGGCGGGUACGAGACCACCAGCACCACCCUCAGCUUCAUCCUGCACAACCUGGCCACCAACCCGGACAAGAUGCAGAUCCUGCAGAAGGAGAUCGACUCCGCCUUCCCUAAAGACAGCCCGAUGACCUACGAGCAGCUGCUCGGCCUGGAGUACCUGGAGCAGGUGAUCCUGGAGGCCAUGCGUUUGACUCCCACGGCGCCGCGACUGGAGAGGAGCUGCAAGAAAACCAUCCACAUGAACGGGAUCACCAUUCCCAAAGGAACCCUGGUCGGGAUCCCGGUGACGCUGCUGCACAGGAGCCCCAAAUACUGGACCGACCCGGACCUUUUCAGGCCUGAGAGGUUCAGCAAAGACAGCGGCGAGGAGGUGAACCCGUACGCCUACAUGCCGUUCGGCCUCGGCCCUCGCAACUGUGUGGGGAUGCGCUACGCCCUGCUGGUGGUGAAGACGGUGCUGGUGCAGCUGCUGCGGAGCUACGAAGUGGAGACCUGCAGGGACACCAUGAUUCCGCUGACGUUCGACUGGGCGGCCAGACCAGUGAAGCCCAUCAAACUCAAGUUUGUUCCCAGACAACAGUAGAUCUGCGGAUCCUGCUUCCUUCCGUCCUGGUCGCUGUCAGUGGAGCUCACCUGCAGUCGAAGCUCCAGAGGAGACGAACACGGGUCAAUGACACGCUUGCGUUGCUAGUGAGCUGUUUUCUCUUCCUGCACUACCAAAAGGUUUCAUUGAAAUAAAGCACUUCCAUGUUGGACUCCUCACUGAGACCGCCCUGUGGAGGGAGGAACCUCCGGUCAUCUCGCCUUCUGACGUGA